Musa acuminata subsp. malaccensis (wild Malaysian banana) is the source of this 1167-nucleotide messenger RNA. Lineage: Eukaryota; Viridiplantae; Streptophyta; Magnoliopsida; Zingiberales; Musaceae. The record is from RefSeq and is a predicted model, not a curated record.
GGCAUUACAAUGCUUGCUGCCAACUAUAAAGGCACCCCUCGUUCCCAUCGCUCAUCCUUGGCGUCUCCUUCCCCGUUUCUUCUCCAGCGUCCGAUCUCCACCCUCCGCCUCUCAGAGAACGCGAGAGACGCAUCAGGAAAAGGAAAAUAUAAAGGCAAAAAAAAAAAAUUCCACGCGCCAACUACGAACCAAAUAAAGGGUUCCGGCCUAACUGCAGAUGGCGGAGGCUCCACCGGCGAGCCCCGGAGGCGGAGGCGGGAGCCACGAGAGCGGCGAGCAUAGCCCUCGAGCGGGGGCUGGCGUACGGGAGCAGGAUCGGUUCCUCCCGAUCGCCAACAUCAUCCGGAUCAUGAAGAAGGCGCUCCCCGCCAACGCCAAGAUCGCUAAGGACGCUAAGGAGACGAUGCAGGAGUGCGUCUCCGAGUUCAUCAGCUUCGUCACCAGCGAGGCGAGCGAUAGAUGCCAGAAGGAGAAGAGGAAGACGAUCAAUGGGGACGAUCUGCUGUGGGCGAUGGCGACGUUGGGGUUUGAGGAGUACAUCGAGCCGCUGAAGCUAUACCUCCAGAAAUACCGAGAGUUGGAGGGCGGAGAGGGCUCUGUCAGGAGAGAAUUAGGAGGGGCUCAACAAUCUGGAACAAGCACUGGAAUGGAGUACCAGACUCUUCCUCAACAAGGUUCUUAUACACAAGGCAUGGAUUACAUGAAUCCUCAGUUCCAUAAUGGGGAUCUCUGAACUUGGAGAUUUAUCUGCUUAUGUUCCAUGAGAGCCUCUUUAUGCAGGAUAUAAUGCUCCACACUUCCUACCAUUCGGCAUCGCUGCUUUUGCAUAGAGAAAAAUUCUUGUCUGCAAAAGUGAGGGACAAAUGUCUGUACUUGGUGUUAAUGCUUCCUGUUGCAACAAAUGUCUUUUAUAUAUAUAUAUCAUUUGUAAGGUCCCCAGAUUUAAGUUGUUUUGUAAGAUAAAAGUCUUAUUACUCUUUAAUUUGUCUUGCGCAACUAUGCUUGUGUUGGUUUUCUUUUCCUUUUUCUUUUGUGACUUCCUUUUCAACAGUGGUACGUGCAUUAACCAACGGAAAACAUGAAUUUUUGUUGUUGUUACUGUUUUGUUAUGCAGCUUUUCCAGUUUCCAAUUUAAAGUUGAACAGUUCUAAAUUUUGCAGUUUUGUG